This is a messenger RNA of Meyerozyma guilliermondii ATCC 6260, 4800 nucleotides long. It is a transcript of the gene UGT51C1, whose product is annotated as Ugt51c1p. The transcript has a single exon. Bases 1 to 4800 code for a protein of 1599 amino acids. Gene Ontology annotation, biological process: carbohydrate metabolic process. NCBI's taxonomy places the organism in Eukaryota, Fungi, Ascomycota, Pichiomycetes, Serinales, Debaryomycetaceae. The record is from RefSeq and is a predicted model, not a curated record. Gene Ontology annotation, molecular function: hexosyltransferase activity; UDP-glycosyltransferase activity.
AUGGCUGAUAAUGAGCCAGCAAUGGCGACGAAACAGCAUAACGCCGAACUAUUGCCACCGACGCGAACGACAUCUGAGCCACCUUUGUACAAGAGGCUUGGGAAUAUGGUGAUUCCUCCUUUACAGUCUUCAUUCUCAUUCUUGAGUCCCGGUGGUACUUCUGAAGAAGAUGAGUUUCCCUUUGAAGAUUCAAACAAUUCAACUCCGCGAGAAGAUGAAGAUGACAAGGCCACAGGUUUUGGUGAAUUGAAGCCACUCAAUCAAUUCUUCAACAUGCUAACGGCUACACUGGUCCAAUCUGGUCAUUGUUUUUUGAAGCAAUUGCGCAGUGGUGCCGGUCUGCCCGAGCCCGGGUUGCACCGGGCAAGGUCUCCGCUGUUGGCGUAUGGAGUAUUCGACUAUGAGAGUGACGAGGACACUGAAAGCGAUACGGCGGAUGACUCUCUGGUGAAAGAGAAUGGGCCACAAAAUGAUUCAAAAGUGACAAUUGUGAAGGAUGCUGACUCAGAACUGAAACCAAUGGAAGAACCAGCUCCACGAAUAUCAACCUCGGACACUCGCUCCUCCUACAAUGAAGACUUACAUUCUGACACUUCUGCAGACACCUUUCAUGACGCAGCACUGCGAAGACUGGGCCUCUUGGAUUUCGAGAAGGUUGCUCCCACGGCAGAGUUUGAAACAAUCCAGGAAAAUAGCUUUGAGUCUAGUGCUCUUGAUGACACACUGGACCAAAGAGACAGCAAGUUGUCUGUUUUCCAGCAAUCCAUACUUGACAACUUAGACCCGCAAUUGAUACACGAGGGAGUGUUAAUUGUUCAUAACGAAAAGAAGGACCACCUGACGACAGAAAACAAAGACUCCGAGUUGUACAAGCGCAAAGUUCGGGACCUUCGCCUAAAGAUAGCUGACAAGUUGACUUUAGUAUUUCAACUCAAAGAUAAUGAGUACUUUUGUGGUAACUACAAUGCUUGGCUCGCCAAAGACGUUUUGCUCCAGGGCCACAUUUACUUGACCCAUAAGAAUCUCCUCUUCUUCUCGUUUCUUCCCAAGAGAUAUCUGCACGAUAAUAUGACUGACAGCGAUGGUUUUCAGCUGGUGGACGAUUCUGACGACGUCGUCCAGGCGGGUACGUUGAGCAUGCGGAACCCGAACUUUACUGAUCAAAUUCUUUCUGGACCCAUGGCACACCGGUUCUGGGUAAUUCUUCGGCUGGAAACCUUGUCGGUUUAUAGCUCUGCAGUGGAUCUUUACUUUCCCACGGUGGUAAUUGAUCUCAAAGAUUGCAUUCAUGCCGAAAUAGAAGAUCUGAAAGCAAACCGAGAAAUGGGUAUAACCUCCCCUCGUUGUGGCUUUGGGAAAUACUCGGAAACAGCGACACCGCGGUCGUACGACUCUACCGUUGAUGAAGAGUCAGAUAUUAGCAGCUUUGUUGCACAGGACCAAAAACCAGAAGAAAAUCCUUUGACGGGUGGGGUGUGGAUACGUCUACAAACUAAGAAGAGAACUUUUCGAUUUUGCGCAGAUAAUCAAUUUUCUGCCAGAAAAUGGGUCAAUAAUAUCACUAAAGUGGUAUUUCUGUUACAGAACUCGAAUGCUCGUAAUGAGGUGCUUUUCAAGGUGCCUAUACAGCUGAUCGAUAGGAUCGAGAAAAACAUCUUGUUUGACGUGGCCAAUAACAGCGAAACCGACGAGGAACCAACGAUAUCAGUCACUAUAAUCUAUACUGUCAAUCAAAAACGGCUACUGACUACUAGGAUGAAAGAGCGACUUUCGAAACAGUCAAAAGGAGACGACGAACAAACUGUCAACUCCAAUCAACGAAAAAUCCAUUUGUUGUUCUUCCAACACGGUGCAAAGUUCAUGGAGGCGAUAUCUUGCUUCAUGCUGGCUGAUCAAGAUGCCACUAGUGAUGUUCAAACUAUGUUUUCACGAGGCUCUGAUCCCUCGCUGAAAAUCUCCAUGGAAUCAGAAAGUAUUAUAAACCGUGCUAAAACCCCUAAACGCAAAGUUCUGCGUGUUGACUCUCGAUCCGAUCAAUCAAUAUCGACUCUUUGCGAUAAUGAUACAAAUCAACUACUCGAGCAGCUCUUUGUGGGAUCCUAUGGGAGCACCCCUACGUUGACGCCUACAGAAACUAAUAAUGAACUGUCGACAAUCAAAAAGAUUGGCAAGUCAUUGGCUUCUCCUUCAAGGCUCUUUAGUAGGAGUAGGUCUUCAUCAUUUGCUGACGAGAAAAGACUUGAAUUCGUUGAGUCUGGAGGACUUGAUGUCGCUUGGCAACUUCCACGAAAGCUAUCACUUACGGGUCUUAAGAACAUCAACUUCUCCUUUGAAGCAUCUCAGAAGCAGGUUAGUGAGGCGGCUGCUCGUUAUAAUGAAUUAUCUGAUGCUGAAACACCUGAUGAAUACGUGAAGUCAAAGUCAGAGAUACUUUCCUCUCAUACAGCUAUGCCGACUCCAUUGAAUUUCGGUGAGGCAUCAGAGUACGAGCAAGCGAUGCCAAAGAAACUGUUGGGGUUAAAAACAUUCAGCAAAAGUAUCAAGGCCAUAUCUGGAAUGUCUGGCAUUUGGUCGUCUAAUCCCACACAUUAUGAAAAGAAAGACAACGAAGACCCAUACUAUGAAAAAGACUCAUCAUUCCGGGAAAUCUCCAAUAAAAACUUUUUGAAUCACUUUUCUUUCAACAUGGAGAAAAGGCUUGUUGCCAGCUAUACAACUCAUUUACAACGUUCACUCCCAGUCUAUGGUAAGCUAUAUUUGGGCGACUCUGAUUUAUGUUUCCGAAGUUUGCUUCCCGGGGUGUCUACCAAAAUGAUACUUCCACUCAAAGAUUUAGAAAAUUGUUAUAAAGAAAAGGGAAUAAAACUUAAGUACUCUGGGUUGGUGUUGGUUAUACGAGGGCAGGAUAAGCUUCUUUUGGAGUUCGGUUCUCAAAAAAGUCGUGAUGACUGUGAGGCCAUGAUUUUGAGGCAACUUGAAAUUCUUCAUGGAAGAGAAAAUUGGAGGCCCGAACCACACCAGUGGGGACCUAAGUACAUUCCUGAUGAGGUACAGGCACCAGGCAUUGAGUGGAAAAAGGACAUGGAGAUGAUGCACAUACGAGCUAAGCAAGCAAGAAGGCGGCGUAUCAAUCAAGCGAGAAUCCAAAUGUUCGAGGAGAAGCUUAAUGCGGCUAUAGGCAUGGAUGUCCCAUUGCUAUUAGAAGAUUCACCACUCAUCAAGACCGAAGUCAGACCUUCUACUUCUUUUAAAUUCACACUUUUGACGAUUGGAUCGAGAGGUGAUGUUCAGCCGUAUUUGGCUCUAGCGAAGGGUCUUCAAGAAGAAGGACACGAUGUAACAAUUGCAACUCACUCAGAAUUCAAAGAAUGGAUUGAGGGACACAAUGUGAAAUUUCGUGAAAUUGCUGGUAAUCCGACAGAACUUAUGGCUUUAAUGGUAAGACACGGUUCUAUGUCUGUGACGUUUAUCAAAGAGGCUAGUUCCAAGUUUCGCUCUUGGAUAACGGAGCUUUUGUCUUCUAGUUGGGACGCUUGUCAAGGAACCGACAUCUUGAUUGAAAGUCCAAGCGCUAUGGGAGGAGUUCAUAUUGCUGAAGCCCUUGGAAUUCCAUAUAUGAGAGCUUUCACAAUGCCAUGGACAAGAACGAGAGCCUAUCCUCACGCAUUUAUUGUUCCAGACCAAAAGAAGGGUGGCUCUUACAACUACUUGACUCACGUUAUGUUCGAAACCCUUUUUUGGAAAGGGAUAUCUGGUCAAGUGAACAGAUGGCGCCAGAAUGAGUUGGGAUUACCACGCACAAGUUUACUCAAAUUACAGCAAACCAAGAUCCCGUUCCUAUACAAUAUCUCCCCCUCGAUAUUUCCUCCAUCUGUCGAUUUCCCAGAUUGGGUCAAAGUGACAGGAUAUUGGUUCUUGAAUGAGGGAGGUAGUAACUUUAAUCCUCCUCCAGAGCUUCUAGAGUUUUUGAGUCUCGCCAAGGAAAACGGAAAGAAGGUGGUGUAUAUUGGAUUUGGAUCUAUUGUGGUGAAGAACGCAAAGAGUUUGACUAAGGCUAUUGUGGAAGCGGUUCAAGAGGCUGACAUCUACUGUAUUUUGAACAAAGGAUGGUCUGAUCGACUUCUGGAUUCUGAUGAUAAAGCUGAAAAAGAGAAACCUGAGAUUGACUUACCCCCAGAAGUAUUCAAUUCUGGAGCGGUUCCCCAUGACUGGCUCUUCCCGCGUAUCGAUGCGGCCGUCCAUCAUGGAGGCUCGGGUACCACGGGCGCAACACUUCGAGCUGGGCUUCCCACAAUUAUCAAGCCGUUCUUUGGAGAUCAGUUCUUCUAUGCUUCUCGAGUGGAACAAAUGGGAGUAGGGCUUUCCUUGAAAAAGCUCAAUUCUAAAUCACUCACAAAAGCAUUGAACACAGUGACUUCUGAUUUCAAAAUGAUCGAAAAGUGUCGAAGUAUCAGCGAAAGAAUCAACCAUGAAGAUGGUGUAUCUGCGGCCCUUGAAGCUAUCUACUCCGAAUUGGAGUAUGCCAAGCAUCUCAGUAUCUCAAGAAGAGCUCUGGGCUACGAAGCUUCGGGCCUGCAGACUCCUGUUGUUUACGAGCAGAGUGACGAAAGUGACGAGAGUGGAUAUGACGAUGAAGAUGAAAGCGAAGAAACUGAGACGGAUGAGGAGAGUACAGAUAACGAAGAUAUUACUGAGAUCGAAAAUGUUCCACAUCUUGACUACGUGCAAAACCAUAGAAAAAGUCUGGAGAGUAGUUCAGAGGAAGAUGUGGCUAUAGCGACAACGACAACUAACGACUAA